AAAAUAAAUGUGGAAGGGAGUAGGAUUGAUCACAGAUCACCUAUAAAUAGUAAGGAAGAUGAUACACAAUUACAAUCAAUCAAUCAUCCCUACUACUAAUUAAUUAGUCUAAAUUCAUCGAACUUUAAGUUUGAUCCACCAUCAUAUAUGGCUGAGGAGAACACCCACCACCACCACUUCCUCCACCACCACCAAAAGGAGGAAGAGGGCCCCAUUGACCACAAGAAGGAUGAGAAACACCACAAAAAGCUCGAGCACCUCGGUGAGGCCGCCGUCGCUGCUGCCGGCACCUUCGCCGUGCAUGAGAAGCAUGAAGCAAAGAAAGACGGGGAGCAUGCACACAGGCACAAGGUAGAGGAGGAAGUGGCGGCGGCGGUGGCGGUCGGAGCCGGAGGAUUUGUGUUCCAUGAGCACCAUGAGAAGAAGGAGGCCCAUAAGGAGGAGAAAGAGGAACACCACCACCACCGCCACCAUGGCCACAACCCUUAAUUCAUUACCGACUAUUUCACUUCAUCAAUUCAACUCCCAUCCGUCCAAUAUCCCUCCCUAAUUUACUGCAUGCUAAAUAAUGUCAUAUAUUGACAGCCAUCCCAACUUGUUGUAUGCAUCAUUAAUUAAUUAUCUGCUUUCUACACUUUCAAAAAAAAAAAACUAUCUGCUUUCUAUUGCACUCGUAUUAUAUAUGUAUAAUCCUUGUGUGUGAACUUAUAAUAAUACUCCCUCUUGUCAAAAAUUAUCGUCCUCUUGCAAAUUAUGAUGUUUGAUAGAAGUUAUUUGUAAAUCAUUUUAUAUGAAAAAUGGUGUGAAAUUCAAUAAUAAAUAAUUACAUAUUUU
Molecule: messenger RNA, 834 nt
Organism: Cuscuta campestris
Lineage: Eukaryota; Viridiplantae; Streptophyta; Magnoliopsida; Solanales; Convolvulaceae
Source: the annotation of a GenBank genome assembly